Messenger RNA from Phaedon cochleariae (mustard beetle), 2352 nucleotides. The record is from the annotation of a GenBank genome assembly. Lineage: Eukaryota; Metazoa; Arthropoda; Insecta; Coleoptera; Chrysomelidae.
AUGGGGGUUGAAGGAGAAUAUUAUAAUGGUCCCUGCAAAUUAUUAGAACUCCCACAAGAUGUUUUGAGAAUCUUAUUUUCUUAUGUGGAUGCCACUGCUCUUUUUAAUUUGAGCCAAGUAUGUAAUUACUUGAAAGAUUUCAUUGAGGAUCCAGCAUUUUGGCGUUAUGUAGAUGCAAGAGAUGAUCCUAACAUACCUGAUAAAUUGGAAUAUUGUACCAAUAGGGUACAUGACAAAUCAACCCACCUACUCCUGCAAGGCAACCUAAAUUUAUAUGAUUUACCUGAUAGCUUUUUUGAUAAAAUAAAGCCCUAUGAAAAUCUCAGGGUACUAGCUUUAGAAAAUUUGAAACUACAAGGAUCCAGAGUUACUCUCAAGGACUUCCCUUCAGGCUUGGAAGAACUAAGUCUUAGGAGAACAUAUUUGAAGAAUUCAAAAUAUUUCUUCCAGCACUCAGUUAGGAACAUGCCCAAACUCAAGGUGCUUGUUUUGGAUGAAUGCUGUUGGGUAACCUGCAGCUUUCUACUUUCUGUCUCAAAAUACGAACACCUAGAAAUCAUCUCUAUUGUCAAAUGCAUAAGAGUUCACAUGAACAUGAUUCCAUAUCUGAACGUUUCCAAGUUCGGCUGUAAAAAACUGAAGGUUGUAGAUUGCAGAUUCACAGGCAUCGGUGGUGAUUUAAUUCGCACGUUUUUUUCGAGCAGUUCUAUCCAGAGGUUGUAUUUCCAGAGCUUCAAAUCUGGAGAGGUGGACUACAACGAGAGAAUAAUAAAUUCUGACGGUGAUCCUAAAAAGAGAUCUCCGGCUGAUACGAGCACAGACAUAAGUAUCUCGGAUAAUCAUCUUGCAGAUUAUGCUUCCACUAGUUCUAAACCUAAAAAUGAAAUCGAACCGGUUUUUGACAGUGUUCUGUACCGGGAUCCUUAUCCAGAAUGCACAUGCGGAGCUGAUGGGUCCAAAGAAGAAUUUGGAGUUGAUGAGAUGAUAUAUUGUGAUGACGACAACUUGAAUAUUCCAUAUGGAAGAGGAGAAACUAAAUUCGUAUGCAAUAAACAUAUGAAGGAUAUAGUCGACUUACCAUCAAGUUUCAGAAAUUUUUUUCUCACUCAACAGCGGCGAUUCAAUCCAGUCUCUGAAGCCGACGAGGAUUCGGACUCGAACUCCGAGGACGAGGAGGGUGGCUGCUGCUAUUUCGGCAUGGGCACCAAGAUGGUCCUGCCGAGCACCCACGACCGCACCCCCUCCAGAACGGAGGAGAUGAGUCUGCCGGGCGAGGGCGCUCGCAACCAGAGCCCUAGGGUGCUCAUAUUGAACCCUCUCGGAGAAUUGGAACGAGAGAACGGCGCCAUUAACGAUCAGAGACCAAACAGUUCUAGUGAUAACACGAAUCGAGAGAGGAACACGACAAAAAAAAGACACGUCAGUAGCGACGACAGCGACAGUGACGUUGACGGUUUGGAACGGAAGAGAAUGAAGUUGAUGUCGACUUUGUUGAACAGUGCGGAAAACGUCAGAGAUCGAAUAGAGAAAAUCAGGGUCAAAAAUGGCAUGCCACCCACUCAGCGUAGAAGUUCAGUCACCGAAGACGACCCCGACGACACACCCUCGAUGCCGUCGUGCUCGACGAACGGCUCCAACAAGAGGCGGCGACUGGAGAAGGAGGAGUCGCCGCGGGGGGCAGGCGAUCGCCCCUCCUGCUCCUCCCACACGCCCGAAGGCGGGAGGCGGGAGACGGUCGAGGAGAGGCCACCGUGUACGGUCAGGACGGCAGAUAGGAAAGUGAUCUUCGAGGUAUCGAUGUCCGGCGACGAGGAAUGCUCGACGUCUAGCGACUACAGCAGCUCGUCACUGAGCUCGGGGGCGGGGUCAGAAAGUAAAAGGGCGGAAUCAAGAAGUGGGGCGGGGUCGGGAAGAGGGGCGGAGUCGGGAAAAGAGACGGAGGCGGGAAGAGGGGCGGAGUCGGGAAGUGGGGCGGGGUCAGGUAGGGGGGCGGUGCUUGGUGUUUUACCGGUUCGGGAGGAUGGGGGAGGGGCGGGCGAUCGGUCAGGCGGCCGUGGACCGGCCGGUUGGAGAGUGGAUCCCCACAAUAAUAGGAACUAUGUGAUAUUUAAUGAACAGGAUCGCAGGCGAUUGAAAUUCAAAAUACCCUUGAGGAGAUUGUCACUGAGGGGUUAUAGAAAAAUCACCGAUGUCACGCUGAUAUAUUUGAAAAAUAUAGAUUUGGAGUUGAUAGACUUGACUUAUACAAGCGUUUCCAAACAAGGAAUAGAGGAUUUUCUUGUUCACAAUCCAAACUGUAGAGUCAUUCAUCCUUUGUAUUGUACAUGCAAGCCGAAAAAUUCUUUAUUCUAA